AUGUCGGGCUCAACCGCAACCGCCUCCACCCAUGACAGCCCCAGGUCCGCCAUCUUGAGGAGAAAAGCUUCCUCCAUUGGCAGGCCUGCCCGCUCCGAAUCUUCCGUCGCAAAAGCCCCGGUGCCCACUAAGGCCCAGGACCCUUACGCGGACACCGUUCUUGGCAUUGCAGUCCCUGCACUCGUGCCCACCAUGGACCCAAUUGAUGAGGAGAGGCGUUCAAUGCUUGCGCCGCCCAUCGGCCAUGACUUACCUCCUCAGCUAAAAACCGAUGACUUGCCACCCCCCACUCCGGCUUAUGCACUUUCGGCGAGCCCGUCUACGCGAUACUCCGAGUCGCCGGGCCGAUUCAGUCACACAUCCUCGCCUACAUCCAUGUCUUCUCACUCUCCUGGCGUGGUUUUUCCGUCGAAGCUUGGGCCACGCCAAAGACAGGCCAGCCCCACAAGGAGCAGGCCGCCUGUAACGAGGCGCAAGACAGACGACAACGGAUCCACAAAUGAUCUCCAUGGCCUUGCUUCGCUCCACGAAUCCACAGCCUCGUCUUCCUCAUCCUCGACAGUCCUAGCACCUGCGAGCGACAGGAGACAGCUGAUGGCAAACCCUGAGAGGUCAUUGGCGCUGAAGUCGCCUCUGAAACGGGAGGUUUCUCCUAGCGCUAAUAAGGCAAUGUCCCCUCCGGAGCGCUCCUCCCAAAUUACCGUCCAGACCAGGAUUUCUGUCCAGUCAAUUAGAGAUGCACCCGUCUAUCCCCCGCCCGAGCUGGCCCAUCUUGCAGAGACGAAGCCGCCACAGAAGCCUGUUGCACAGAAGCCAUUGAGACCGAGUCGUGAAGGAACCCCAGAUCUGUCUGGUCUGCAAGGGGGCCCGUCGCCUGUCGUGCAAAGCAACCUCACCAAGUUGCCUGUUCGGCACAGGCGUCAGGCUUCUUCUGGAUCCACCAGAUCUCCGCUAAGCGCCGAUGCCUCCCGAAGGCCUUCAUUCAGUGCCUCUCCGAACCCAAGCGUCGGAUCGACCUUUUCGCCCGUGUCAACUCACAUCUCGACAACCAGAGGAACGACGCCCGAUCAGCAAGCCGAAAGCGAAAAGAACAGCUCUUCCGUUCCUCCCAGCCCCAACAAAGGCACUUCUAGAUUUGGAUUCUUCUCGAAGCGAACCAAGUCUGAAGGAGCGCCCGUCCCGCCCCGCAAAGAGAAGAAGCUGGUCCGUAAGGGACCGAUGGCAGGUACUGGACAUGAGGGAUAUGGGAAGUAUGGCAUAGGUCGUGGUCGAAGCACAAGUGCUACCAGCGUUACGUCCAGCUACGGUCGGUCCAACAGCCAGGACAGCGUUGCCAGCAACGGUGCGGUGCGACCAUCCGCAAGCAGGAAGAGUAGUUUGAAGAGUGAACCAGAGAUGGAUGGCUUUCUCAGGGACCGUCUUAAUCCGAAGAUAUUGCGUGGUGAAGGCAGUGCGCCCUCAAGCGUGGGUGCUAACUCGGAAGGGGAUCGUAGCGCCAGCAGCUUGGAUUCAACGAAGGAACGCCCUGGCGCAGCCUCUCGCAACAACUCUGCCGUAUCUGUGUCACACUCAGGACGCCCAAGCGCCGAAAGCACCAAGCCCACGCUAUUGCCCUCCGCAUUGGCCGAUCCUGGUCGUGGAACGUCGCCAUUCAGGGUCGGAGGUUUGCCAGGCACAAUCCGCCGUCCAAGCAGUAGCGAUUCCAGUUUGUCCGUCAAUUUGUUUCCCUCCUCGUCCCAGUAUGGCAAUGCGUCUACCCAUUUCCAUGACCAGGCAUCGACUGCGACUCCAACCAAUGGUGGUGUAAGACAGGAGAACAAACUGAGAAAGAAGAAGGAGCCAGAGACCAAGCCGGCCCGUCGGUGGAACUUCUUCCAGCGAGCUCAAUCGGCACCGAAACACGAGCCCAAGCCGCAAACGCCACCGGUCCAGCAGCCAGUCCCUGCGCCUAUUUCUGGCCCAGUUCCCUCCAGGGCGGUUGCACAUUACGCGAUAGAUGACGAGCAAGAAGUCGAUCUGGAGUACCUCGAAAGGCUGAUGGAAGAGGCGGAGAGGCUCGGUUACGAGUCUUCGGGCUCUCGACCCCCGUCGCUCCACCGUGGCAGCAGCUUGUCCAGGAGGCACGGAAACUCGAUCCUUCUUCCAUCUCCUCCAGUAAUCAGUCGGCCCUUUGCUGAAAUUCCGAGGCCUGCAUCACCGAAAGUAUUCCUGCGCAACGCCAGCCUUUCUGAACCCGAAGAAACUCGCUCAGCACCAGUCGCUGCUCCGGUCGAGAUCCAAACGACACAAGCUGCUACCCCUAUUCCAGUUCCGCCUGCUCGCGAGGCUGAGCUUGAGCAAAAAGUCGAACCUGAAGCAAACCGUCCACCCCGUCCUAGUCGUCUACAGCAGGUCGGACGCAUUCCGCAGGUCAUCUCAACAAGAGACCGCAGGCGAAACUUGUCCAUCAACUCCUUCUCACGACCAUUUGUUCCUGCCCUGCCGUCGCCUGCCGUCGCAACCCACUCAGAGAAGAUGUCGGAGGAUGUGCCGCUUGAAUCCGGGCAACCUAAACAACAAGAGCCUCCCACUACUGAGACUGUUUCGCCACAGUUCACCCAGGAUGCCAUGCCACAGCCCCUGUUCGCGGGUUCGGUUACCACGCCAGAAGAGAAUACCCAGGCUGCUCCUGAGUUUUUCGCCUUCCCGCCCCGUAAAUUCUCCGAACUUUCUUAUACGAGUAGCUCUGGAAACUCUAGCUUCCCGCCUUCGACCGCCGUCAUUCCCGCUCCCGGCGCCCCGCUGCUGGAAGACGAGGUGUGGUACGAAUAUGACGAUCUGAUCGACGAGGUCCUUUCGUCUCCGGAGUCCCACGCGAAUCGACAGAAGGAUCGUCCCGUUAGACGUCGAUCGCGGGCUAGUGCAGCUCUGCAGGAGCAACGGCCCCUCCAGCUCGGAGAUGCAGGUGAUCGAACCACUGUCUUUGAAGAGGAUAUCUCACCCCGCACUUCCGUGCAGGCCCGAAACUCUACUGCAGCGUCCGUGCACCUGCGCCGCUCGCGUCUCCUUGCCGCAUUUCAGUCAUUAGCGACGCCUUCCUCCGCAGGGACCACUUCCGACUUUCCCUCUGAUGAAACUGUUCGGGACCUCAGCCUGGUUGAUCCGCACACGGGCAGACUAAGCCUUCCGUCCAUGCGCUUGAGUCUGAACUCAGUCCAGCAAGAAGAACCUGCAGAGUCUGUUCUCUUGGACUCGCAGGAGCAAGAGCAGGAGACCCAAUUUCAACAGGACAAGACACAGCAAGCUCAGGCGGAGCCCGUGAAGCGCGUUCACUUCCGCGAUUCCCGGCUGAUUGAAGUAGCGGAGAACAACAGGGAAGGAGUGAUGUCGAUGGCAGAACUCAGGCACGGUGCUUUGAUGGUCAGCAAGUGGCUGUCGUUUGGGAGAGUGUUGUUCAGCCCGGCCCAUUUCGAGCUCAAGAACAGCGUCGAAGACCGCGUCCUGGUUCUGGACGGCCUAGGUCAGGACUGGUCUUACUACUGCGCUCUUACCUAUCCCAAAGCCCAAGUGUACUACAUCAGCCCCACGCCUACCAACUCCUCGCCGCAGUCUGGUCCUGUCUCUCCUGCGCCAAAUUAUCGCCAAAUCCAUCAUCCCGACCUCCUUGCUCCUUUCCCGUUCCCGAAGGGGUUCUUCGCUGCUGUCGUCUUCCGCUUCCCGACUGCUGCUCCCGAGCAUGUGUACCGCUCUGCGAUCUCAGAGUGCAAGCGUGUGCUUCGCCCUGGCGGUCACCUCGAAGUGAGCGUUCUGGAUCUGGACCUUGUCAACAUGGGCAAUAGGGCGAGAAGAGCUGUUAGGGACUUGAAGAUGCGCAUGCAGAGCACUGACUCUGAGGUUUGUCUCAUGAACGCCAGCGACGCCUUUCAGCGCUUGAUUGGACGCCGCGGAUUCGAAAAUUUGAGUCGUUGCAUCGUCGGAGUGCCAACGGCGGGCAAGAUGCCUAAGAGCGUCGACAUGACAAAUUCUGCCGGCAGCGGCCACGCUUCCACGAACGGCAUGCCAACCCAGGCUCGGUUUGGCGACUCUACCAACAUGUCGGGUCAGGCGAGCUCUCCGGAUGACGACAUCGCGAAGAUGGUUGCGCGCGUUGGCCGCUGGUGGUACUCAAGGUGCUACGAGAGCAUGCUCCUGCAAUCCGAUAGUGACCCGAGCCAGAACAUCUGGUCGGAUGAGACACUGCUGCACGAGUGCGAGAAACGGCAGACGAGCUUCCGAUUGCUCAUCUGCUACGCACAGAAGCCGACCGUUACGAGGAGAAGGACCGUCAGUGUUUGA
Molecule: messenger RNA, 4314 nt
Organism: Lasiodiplodia theobromae
Lineage: Eukaryota; Fungi; Ascomycota; Dothideomycetes; Botryosphaeriales; Botryosphaeriaceae
Exons: 2
Coding region: 1-4314 (1437 amino acids)
Source: RefSeq, a predicted model, not a curated record